AUGAGCAAAGCUUUAUCGAGGUCUCAAUUGAAAACGUUGAUCGAAAGAAUCACCAAGCUCUAUCCGUCAAGUUAUGCGGAUAACAGUUGGGACAAUACGGGCCUUUUAAUUGAUUGCUCAGCAACGCAAGAAAGUGUCAAAAAUCCUAAGGUUUUGCUUACAAUCGAUUUGACAGCUGCUGUUGCGCAAGAAGCGUUGAAAAAUGACUGUAGCUUAAUACUGGCGUACCACCCGUUCGUAUUUCCAAGCUGGAAGCGUUUGAGCCCUUGGACAAAUUCUCAGCAUCAAUCAGCCAUACAGCUGAUACAAAAUGGUGUUAGUGUCUACUGUCCUCAUACGGCCGUGGAUGCAGCAAAGAAUGGCGUCAACGAUUGGUUAGCAAGCGCCAUGGUCGAUGAUCAAUCGCUGAUAAAAUCAAGUGUUAGUAUAGAGCAAGUUUUGCCAGUGCAAGGAGAACGCGCAACCGAGGUUGGUUACGGACGUGUCGUUGAGUUCACCAAGUCAGUCUCCAUCAAGUCCAUCAUUGGGUCGCUGAAAACUACAUUGGGAGUUCAAAACCUUCAACUUGCUUUAAAAGAAGCCUUGGAUGACUUUAAAGUGCAAAAGGUCGCAUUAUGCGCCGGAAGCGGUUCGGGUGUGUUUAAGAAUCUCAAGGAAGAUGCUGACCUGUAUCUCACAGGUGAAAUGUCGCAUCAUGAGAUUUUACGACUAAGGGAAAUGGGCAAAGGUGUGAUCGUAUGCAAUCAUUCCAACACAGAGCGUGGGUUUUUGAGGCAAGUGAUGUUGAAAGAACUAUCCGACGCAGGCAUUCAAUGCAUAGUUAGCUCAGAAGACUGCGAUCCUCUAGUGUUUGUAUAG
This is a messenger RNA of Lachancea nothofagi CBS 11611, 858 nucleotides long. NCBI's taxonomy places the organism in Eukaryota, Fungi, Ascomycota, Saccharomycetes, Saccharomycetales, Saccharomycetaceae. The record is from the annotation of a GenBank genome assembly.